Hyphopichia burtonii NRRL Y-1933 is the source of this 1125-nucleotide messenger RNA. RefSeq names its product saccharopine dehydrogenase (NAD+, L-lysine-forming) (gene LYS1). The transcript has a single exon. Gene Ontology annotation, cellular component: cytoplasm. NCBI's taxonomy places the organism in Eukaryota, Fungi, Ascomycota, Pichiomycetes, Serinales, Debaryomycetaceae. Bases 1 to 1125 code for a protein of 374 amino acids. The record is from RefSeq and is a predicted model, not a curated record. Gene Ontology annotation, molecular function: saccharopine dehydrogenase (NAD+, L-lysine-forming) activity.
AUGUCAAGUCCAGUUACUAUUCAUUUGAGAGCCGAAACCAAACCAUUGGAAGCUAGAGCAGCUUUAACUCCUUCAACCACCAAACAAUUAUUGGAUGCUGGUUUCAAAGUUUACGUUGAAAAAUCAUCCCAAUCUACUUUUUCAAGUGACGAAUAUGAAAAAGUUGGAGCCACCAUCGUUCCUGAAGGGUCCUGGAAAGAAGCACCAAAAGAUAGAAUCAUAUAUGGUUUGAAAGAAUUACCGGAAGAUGAAACUUUCCCAUUAAUCCAUGAACAUAUUCAAUUUGCUCACUGUUAUAAAAACCAAGCUGGAUGGCAACAGGUUUUGAAAAGAUUCCCAGAAGGAAACGGUGUCUUGUAUGAUUUAGAAUUCUUAGAAAACGAUCAAGGUAGAAGAGUUGCUGCCUUUGGGUUUUACGCUGGUUUUGCCGGUGCUGCAAUUGGUGUUUUAGAUUGGGCAUUCAAACAAACUCACUCUGAUCAAGAAAACUUGCCAGGGGUUGUUCCUUAUCCAAACGAAGAUGCUUUGGUUGCUCAUGUUAAAAAAGAAUUGGAUUCAGCAUUGGCACAAAAUGGUGGUCAAUAUCCUCAAGCUUUAGUCAUUGGUGCCUUAGGUAGAUGUGGAUCCGGUGCUAUUGACUUAUUCAAAAAAGUCGGUAUCCCUGAUGAUAAAUUAUUGAAAUGGGAUAUGAAAGAAACUGCCCCAGGUGGUCCAUUCAAAGAAAUCAUUGAAUCUGAUAUUUUCAUCAAUUGUAUAUAUUUAUCUAAGCCAAUUCCACCUUUUGUCAAUUAUGAAAGUUUGAAUACUUCUAACAGAAAAUUAAGAACUAUUGUUGAUGUUUCUGCUGAUACCACUAAUCCUCAUAACCCAAUUCCAGUUUAUGAUAUUGCUACUGUUUUCAAUGAACCAACUGUUCCAGUUAAAACUUCUGCUGGUCCUAAAUUAUCAGUUUGCUCAAUCGAUCAUUUACCUUCCUUAUUACCAAGAGAAGCUUCUGAAUUUUUUGCUAAAGAUUUAAUGCCUUCUUUAUUAGAAUUACCAAGAAGAGAUACUUCUCCUGUUUGGGUUAGAGCUAAACAAUUAUUUGACAGACAUGUCGCUAGAUUAAGCUCCUCCAAUCUUUAA